AUGGAUAACUUCAAGAACAUCGGGAAGAGCUUCACUUCCCUAGGGGCCCAGAUCACCCCUUUCGCAUCUCGCACCUUCCAAUACACGAAGGAGCAGCUCGGUCAAGCUGAGGAUAAGACUCAGCUUCCUCCUGACUACAUCGACCUCGAGAAGCGAGUGGACGCAUUGAAAGCAGUUCAUCAGAAGAUGCUCGCGGUGACAAACCAAUACUCCCAUGAGGCUUACGACUACCCGCCCAACAUCAAGGAGAGCUUUCAGGACCUGGGCCGCACCGUUACGGAGAAGGUUCAGCUCCUGUCCUCUGCCUCUUCCCCUGCCGAGGCACAAGCUGCUCUGACUGCUCCUCCGAGCGCGAAGCCGCAGCCGAAGACAUUCCCCCAUGCUAUUGCCCGCGCCAGCUUGUCUAGCAGCCAGUCACUGCACCAGCAGCACACCGGCGCCGGCGAGGACCCCCUCGCUACGGCCCUCGAGAAGUAUGCGCUCGCCAUGGAGCGAGUCGGCGAGGCUCGCCUGGCUCAGGAUGCCCAGAUCCAGAGCCGCUUCCUGGCUGGCUGGACUACAACCCUGAACACGAAUCUGAUGUUCGCAACUCGAGCUCGCAAGAACGUUGAGAAGGCCCGUCUGACCCUCGAUGCCGCCAAGGCUCGCGCCAAGGGUACUACAUGGAAGCUUCCUGGAUCUACUUCUCCUCGGACUGAGACCCAUGAGGAGCAUGAGAUCAGCCCCGAAGCUCAGGAGGAGAUUGAGAAGGCUGAGGAUGAGUUCGUCACCCAGACCGAGGAGGCUGUUGGUGUUAUGAAGAACGUCCUGGACACCCCCGAGCCCCUCCGAAACCUGGCUGAGCUGAUUGCCGCCCAAAUGGAUUACCACAAGAAGGCUUAUGAGAUCUUGAGCGAGCUUGCACCGACCAUUGAGGGUCUUCAGGUUGAGCAGGAGGCAAGUCGUGCUUCGACUUAUUCGAUUUAA
Molecule: messenger RNA, 966 nt
Organism: Phaeoacremonium minimum UCRPA7
Lineage: Eukaryota; Fungi; Ascomycota; Sordariomycetes; Togniniales; Togniniaceae
Product: putative bar domain protein
Exons: 5
Coding region: 1-966 (321 amino acids)
Cellular component (GO): cytoplasm
Molecular function (GO): protein binding
Source: RefSeq, a predicted model, not a curated record